Molecule: messenger RNA, 713 nt
Organism: Physeter macrocephalus (sperm whale)
Lineage: Eukaryota; Metazoa; Chordata; Mammalia; Artiodactyla; Physeteridae
Gene: RPS27L
Product: ribosomal protein S27 like
Exons: 4
Coding region: 293-547 (84 amino acids)
Biological process (GO): translation; ribosomal small subunit assembly
Cellular component (GO): ribosome; cytosolic small ribosomal subunit
Molecular function (GO): RNA binding; structural constituent of ribosome
Source: RefSeq, a predicted model, not a curated record
CCCAGGGCGAAGCACUGGGGCCGGCGGCCUUGGCCCAGAAGCCCGUUAGGAUCGCGAGCUUUGGAACUCGAAAGGGCGAGCGCCUCAGCACCUCCCCUCGCCCGCCGCCCGCGGAUCCCGGCCGCAGGCUGCCCUCACCACCGAGAGGAGCGCCUAGAGUCGACGGGCCCGCCGCUCCGCUCCUCCCAGCCUCCUCUAUCCCGGAAGUUGACGCCGCGCUCCCGGUCGCGUGCUGCUCGCUAGGGGUGUCGCCUUAGAGAUCUGCACGGGCUGGGCUUGCGAAAGGAUCAACAUGCCUUUGGCUAGAGAUUUACUGCAUCCUUCCUUGGAAGAGGAAAAGAAAAAACAUAAAAAGAAACGGCUGGUUCAAAGUCCAAAUUCUUAUUUUAUGGAUGUAAAAUGUCCAGGCUGCUACAAGAUUACCACGGUUUUCAGCCAUGCUCAGACAGUGGUGCUUUGUGUAGGUUGUUCAACCGUGUUGUGCCAGCCGACGGGAGGAAAGGCCAGACUCACAGAAGGGUGUUCAUUUAGAAGAAAGCAACACUAAUGAUCCCCACAACUUCCUGAAUUUGUGUUCUAUCGCAGAAAGCCUUAUCAGUUCAGUAAUUCCAGUUAAUCUACCAAGAUAAUGUAAUUAUGUUUAAUUUUGUAAGGUAUACAACAGCACUCUCCUAUUUUGCUGUCAGUUUUUCAAUAAAGUUUUGACUAUGGGC